CUGGCAGGGAACUUGCUCAUCAUUGUCCUGGUUUGGGCAGACUCUGGGCUGUCCACACCCAUGUACUUCUUCAUCAGCGUCCUCUCCUUCUUGGAACUCUGGGAUAUGAAUGGUGAACAAUGAACGCCGGGAAUUGGAGUCAGGUAACCGAGUUCAUCAUCUUGGGCUUUCCCCAUGUCCAGGGUGUUCAGGCUUAUCUCUUCCUUUUGUUACUUCUAAUUUACCUCACUACUAUACUGGGAAACCUGCUGAUAUUCCUGGUGGUCUGUCUGGACUCCCGGCUCCACAUACCCAUGUACCGCUUUGUUAGCAUUCUCUCCUUACUGGAGCUUGGCUACACAGCUGCCACCGUCCCCAAGAUGCUGUCAAACUUGCUCAGUGAGAAGAAGACCAUUUCUUUCUCUGGAUGCUUUCUGCAGAUCUAUUUCUUUCACUCUCUUGGGGCUACUGAGUGCUACCUCCUCACAGCUAUGGCUUAUGACAGGUACUUAGCCAUCUGCCAGCCCCUCCAUUACCCUACCCGCAUGACCCCAGCACUCUGUGUCAAGAUUGCUGUUGGCUGUUGGUUGGGAGGCUUGGCUGGGCCAGUAGCUGAAAUUUCCUUGGUCUCUCAACUCCCUUUCUGUGGCCCCAAUCGCAUUCAGCACAUCUUUUGUGAUUUCCCUCCUGUGCUGAGCUUGGCUUGUACUGACACAUCUAUCAAUGUCCUAGUGGACUUUGUUAUCAACGCCUGCAAGAUCCUGGCCACCUUUCUGUUGAUCCUUAGCUCUUAUGUGCAGAUCAUCCACACGGUUCUCAGAAUUCCUUCAGGGGCAGGUAAGAAGAAGGCCUUCUCCACGUGUGCCUCCCACCUCACUGUGGUCCUCAUCUUUUAUGUGAGCAUCCUCUUCAUGUAUGUGCGGCUGAAGAAGAGUUACUCACUGGACUAUGACCGGGCUCUGGCAGUGGUCUACUCAGUGCUCACACCCUUCCUCAACCCCUUUAUCUACAGUUUGCGUAACAAGGAGAUCAAAGAGGCUGUGAGGAGGCAGGCAAAGAGGGCAGGGAUACUGGAGUGAUGGUGGAGGGGACAGGCCAAGUGUGCAACUGAGGAUAGAUGACCUUGGGGAAAUAUCAAGCAUCUAGGACUUUUCUACAAGAGAUCCUCAACUGGGGAAAUGCUGCCUAGUUUUCAGUGUUAAUGCAAUCAUUGCACUCUGUUGCAGCCACAUGCAACUUGAGACCAGAGACUAGAGUCUUUCUAACAAUAUGAUGUGCUGCAGUGAUAUUCAAAUCUUAGACAUUUAAAUAACAUACUUAGGAUUUUGGUCAAAUCUAUGUCUUGCCUCCAAUACAUAAUUUUCUUCAAAGUUACUUGAUUUAGUGUGAAUACAUUUAGUCAUGUUAUAAACAAUAAUGUUUGCUAAAUAAAUUUUAGAGCAAAAAUAAAAGUUUUUAAUGUACCAUUUACAGUCAUUUUGUGCAUACUGAUCAGAUCAUUUAUGUAUUAAAAUGGAAAACACUGGUGUAGUAGAGAAGAGCAUGUUUUUAUUAUCACAUAUAUCUGUGUUUAAAUUCUAGUUUAUUUAGUCACAUUAAUUACAUGAUCUCUGUAAAGUAACUCAAACUCUCUUAAUUGAUGAGUCAAUUUCAUCAUGUGUUAAAAAUAUGUUCUUGAAGGUUGUUUUGAGAAUUAGCAAUAAUAUCUAUAAGCCACAGUACAAAGUAUCUAGCAUAUAAUUAAUAGUAGAAAAAUUACAUUUAUCUUUAUUUCUUUUACUCCACACAGACCUCUAGUCAUUACUCUGAGUAUUAGAACAAUAUCCAGGAAAAUAUAAUUAAGCAAAAAUACUUCCCAGAUACUUUUCCCAAAAGGAAAGAAGUAAACUAGCCAGAGGGAGAACCUAUGAGAUAUGUUGGACUUAGCAGUCUUAAUAACUAUUAUCAGAAUAAAAUAUGAGAAUGUAAAAUUUGAGUUCAUACCAGGAAAUAGGAUAAUUUUUCAUGUUGGACUACUUUUUAAUUUCAUUUUAAGCUAAUUAUUUCCUUAAAUACGUGGAAAAUAAUCUAUAAUUUAGUAUAUGAGAAAUAUGAGAAUUUAAUUAUUAGCUGGUGUUAGGGAUUAUUUAUGCAUUGAUAUCUACUGUUAGUAGACAAUCAAAUGUUGACUAUAAGAAAAGCUUUAAUUCCAUGUAGAAUUACAUAGAUUACAUAAUAAGUAUCUCAAAGUAUUUGUUUUUCUGCCAUCUUAACCAUAUCCAUCCAUCCAUCCAGUCAAUUCAGCACUUGUUUAUUUAGCUCUAACUAUACAUCAGAUGCUGUGCUAAGCUCUACAUAAAAUGAUGAACAAAAUAAUAAAGACUAUCCCUACCCCCCUUUUUUAAGUUCCUGUGCUUAGAGUGUUUUUAAAAGGGUUGAGAAUUAUACACAUUAUAAUUGUAAUUAAUUUAUAAUUAAUUGCAUUUAAUUAAUUGACAUUGUGGUAAUUAGUAAUAAAUACACAUGAAUUAUAUCCUUGAGUAGGUUAUAUUUAAGCUAAAUUAUAAAUUAUAAUUAGCAAUUUUUUAUGAAGGUAAUAAUUGCAAUAAUUAUACCUAUUUUAGAAAAUUGGAAAUACAGAUCUAAAUAAAACAUUUGCCAAAACUAUAGAGCAAGGCAGAAUGAGGGACUCUGCAUAUGAAAACAAAGUGGGCCAGCCUCCCAGGAUAUAUCCCUCUAGUCUUUAACAAGUCCAAGAAAGCAAAGAAAAAGGAGAAAGAGAUAAAAGUAACAGAAAGAUGAUAACUAGGUUAUGGAUCUGGAAUAGACACUGUCAGCCAGUAUGCUGUCUCCUGAGAACUUGCAGAGACUGAAGUAAAAAGUGAGUCUCACUUUCAAGAAAUUGAAAAGACAACUCACAGAAGAGGGAAAAAUUUGUAAAUCAUAUAUCUGAUAAGGGACUCAUAUUAAGCAUUAUAAAGCACACUACUAAUUCACUAAUAAAAUGGCAAAUAAUCCAAUUAAGAAAUAAACCAAGGAUCUGAAUAGAUAUUCAUUAAAAAGAUACAAAUGGCCAAUAAGCAUAGGAAAAUACAUUUGAUAUCAUUAGUCAUCAGGGAAAUGCAAAUCAAAACCACAAUGAGAUAGCACUAUAUUUUCACUGGUAUCAAAAAGUCAGAUUACCUCUAUGUUGUUGAUGAUGUGGAGGAAUCAGAACCAUCACACACCACUUAUGGGGAUGUAAAGUGAUGCAGCCGCCUCUGGAAAAUUGUCUGGCAAUUCAAAAAAUUAAAUGUAGGGGAUGAGAGAGGAUAGCAGAGUAGUAGGACAUGAAGCUCACUUACUCCCACAAAUACAUUGGUGAAUGUAUGUAUUUUUGGAAUUAUUUGCACAGAAAAUUUGCUGAAUGAUGACAAAAGGCCCCAGGAUUCUGAUAGAGCAAGAAAAACUUCACAAAACUGAGUGGGACAAAACAAAGAAGAAAGAAGAAAAAGAGAGAGAAAAUGAGUAAGGAAGCAUGAUGAGAUCUUCACCCUUAGGAGGGAGAUGGAAAGAGGAAAAGCCCCUGCACACUGGGAAGUCCCCCCAACAGCAAAGAGAACAGCCAGGACAGGAGAAGACAGAAAUCUUUGUGAAGCCGUUAAAAUGGAAACAGUCCUCCACAAAUGGUCAGUGCUACCACCCUGCACUUCCUAGCAGUAUCUUGAUACAGGCAGGAGUUGGGAACAAAAACUCUGGCCUUGGAGAUCAGACUCAGAGAGAGCUGGGGCUGGAUAUGUGGGAAAACAAAAGAAAACAAAAC
Molecule: messenger RNA, 3760 nt
Organism: Sus scrofa (pig)
Lineage: Eukaryota; Metazoa; Chordata; Mammalia; Artiodactyla; Suidae
Product: olfactory receptor 6N2
Biological process (GO): G protein-coupled receptor signaling pathway
Cellular component (GO): membrane
Molecular function (GO): olfactory receptor activity; G protein-coupled receptor activity
Source: RefSeq, a predicted model, not a curated record